AUGGCCGAAGUCGGUAGCCAUAGAGAUGUAUCUGACUGCAAUCCAUUCAACAUUUGUGAUGUCGGUUACGGAGCAGCGUCGCCGAGAACAACGGAAGGCAAAAUGUUCUCCAUUUUUUACGGUCUCAUUGGGUGUUCUUCAGGGAUUCUGUUCUUCAAUCUGUUCUUGGAGAGGAUCAUAACAUUACUGGCGUUCAUUAUGAGAGCACGCCACGAGAGGAAGCAGCGACAGCGAGCGGCGGCGGCGGCUGCGGCUGCGGCGGCGGCGGGGUCAGACGGCACGACAGAGAACAGCCAGGUCGGAAGACGCGGUUCCCAGGAUUCGAUGGAGGAUUCCAGCCUGGACGCGUGGAAGCCCUCCGUGUACUGGGUCAUGUUCUACCUCACCAUCGCCAGCGUCAUCGUCGCUUUCCUGGGGGCCGUGAUGUUCAUGGAGGUCGAGGAAUGGAAUUACUCGGAUUCUCUCUAUUUCUGCUUCAUCUCCUUCGCUACCAUCGGCUUCGGAGAUUUUGUGUCGGCGCAGCGCUCCGUCACCUGCUGUUCCCGAGGCAACUGCACAAACGCACAGAGAAGGAAUACAGUGUCGCCCUCUCGCCUGCACAAACACUCCAUAAAGAGAGUGGAAGGUGACAUUGACUCAGUCUACGGUUCUGAAACGGAGAGAAAGCUGUCGGGAGAAAUGGUGUCCAUGAGAGAGUAUAUUUCGACGAAUAAGGCCGUCUUACCAGGGAUUAAAGAACAGGUAGGCGAGAGUGUUCUGGCACCCGUGUCGCUCGCUGUCAUGCAGAAACAGCUGUACGAGACCGCCCAGCUGGGUCGUGGCCACGCCUCCUCGCCCCACCCACGCCCCGCCCACGACGAGCGGUUCACCCCAGGUCAGGUCGGGCCGCUAGCCAUCGCCUCCUCCAAAUUGUGUGAUAGUAUGUCUUAG
Messenger RNA from Penaeus indicus, 930 nucleotides. Its product is annotated as potassium channel subfamily K member 13-like. Gene Ontology annotation, molecular function: outward rectifier potassium channel activity; potassium ion leak channel activity. The record is from RefSeq and is a predicted model, not a curated record. Lineage: Eukaryota; Metazoa; Arthropoda; Malacostraca; Decapoda; Penaeidae. The transcript is spliced from 7 exons. Gene Ontology annotation, biological process: potassium ion transmembrane transport; stabilization of membrane potential. Gene Ontology annotation, cellular component: plasma membrane. Bases 1 to 930 code for a protein of 309 amino acids.